UCCCGCGCCGCCCGCCAUUUUGUCUCCAGUGUCUGGUUUGCGGUCGUCGGCGUUGGAGGAAGCGUCGUGGUCCGUAGGCUUGAGGCAGGGAACGGGGUCUAUUGUCUGUGUUUGACUCCGUAGUUUGGUCCGAGGCCUUCCGCGUCUUUCCCGGGGCAGUCGGCAGAGGCUCCCGCCACCGCCCCCGCCCCUCCCCUCCUUCCCCCGGUCCGGGAGGGACCGAACCCGCGUCACGCCCCUCAGCGCUCGCCGAUCCCUUCUCUGUCGUUGCGUCCGCAUCGCGUCCCCGGAAUCAGACGGUGCCCCAUAGAUGGCCAGCUUUCCCCCGAGGGUCAACGAGAAAGAGAUCGUGAGAUCACGUACUAUAGGUGAACUUUUAGCUCCAGUAGCUCCUUUUGACAAGAAAUGUGGUCGUGAAAAUUGGACUGUUGCUUUUGCUCCAGAUGGUUCGUACUUUGCUUGGUCACAAGGACAUCGUACAGUAAAGCUUGUUCCGUGGUCCCAGUGCCUUAAGAACUUUCUCUUGCAUGGCACCAAGAAUAUCACCAAUUCAAGCAGUUUGAGAUUGUCAAGACAAAACAGUGAUGGUGGUCAGAAAAAUAAGCCUCGUGAACAUAUUAUAGACUGUGGUGACAUAGUCUGGAGUCUUGCUUUUGGAUCUUCAGUUCCAGAAAAACAGAGUCGCUGUGUCAAUAUAGAAUGGCAUCGAUUCAGAUUUGGACAGGAUCAGCUGCUCCUUGCCACAGGGUUAAACAAUGGACGUAUCAAAAUAUGGGAUGUAUAUACAGGAAAACUCCUCCUUAACUUGGUAGAUCAUACUGAAGUGGUCAGAGAUUUAACUUUUGCUCCAGAUGGGAGCUUGAUCCUAGUAUCAGCUUCAAGAGACAAAACUCUGAGAGUGUGGGACCUGAAAGAUGAUGGAAACAUGAUGAAAGUAUUGAGGGGCCAUCAGAACUGGGUGUAUAGCUGUGCGUUCUCUCCUCACUCUUCUAUGCUGUGUUCAGUGGGAGCCAGUAAAGCAGUUUUCCUUUGGAAUAUGGAUAAGUAUACCAUGAUACGGAAACUAGAAGGACACCACCAUGAUGUUGUAGCUUGUGACUUUUCUCCUGAUGGAGCAUUACUGGCUACUGCAUCUUAUGAUACUCGAGUAUAUAUCUGGGAUCCACAUACUGGAGACAUUCUGAUGGAAUUUGGGCACCUGUUUCCCCCACCUACUCCAAUAUUUGCUGGAGGAGCAAAUGACCGAUGGGUACGAUCUGUGUCUUUUAGUCACGACGGACUGCAUGUUGCAAGCCUUGCUGAUGAUAAAAUGGUGAGGUUCUGGAGAAUUGAUGAGGAUUAUCCAGUUCAAGUUGCACCUUUGAGCAAUGGUCUUUGCUGUGCCUUUUCUACUGAUGGCAGUGUUUUAGCUGCUGGGACACAUGAUGGAAGUGUAUAUUUCUGGGCCACUCCGAGGCAAGUCCCUAGCCUUCAACAUUUGUGUCGCAUGUCGAUCCGGAGAGUGAUGCCCACCCAGGAGGUCCAGGAGCUGCCAAUACCUUCCAAAGUUUUGGAGUUUCUCUCCUAUCGUAUCUAGAGGGCUCACGCUUCCCUGGUUGUAGGGUCUGAUGGAGCUCACUUGACACAAACCUCAAGCUUGACUGACUUCAAGUAUCUGUUUGUCAAGGUUUAGAAAAUUUAUUUAAUUUGAUACAUUCUUGUAGUGCAUUUUGAUCAUUUGAGCAUAUUAAAAUAUUAUUUAUAGACUAUAGGAGAAAUAUUUCUGGACAUAUCAAAUGUAAAUUUUUUUUUAAAUUUGACUGUGAAACCAUAUACAUACAUGUAUAUAUUUAGAUAUAAGCUGCUAUGUGUUGAAUGGACCCUUUUGCUUUUUUCACUUUUAGUUCCAACAUGUAUAUAUUGCUUCAGUAGAGGCACAAUAUCUAGCUUGCUGUAAAGUGGAAGGAAUUUCCACCACCACCACCCCCCCCCGGGCCCCUGCGUUAGACGGUAAAUACUGGCUGAAGAAAGCAAUUGGGGGUGGGGGUCAGGCAUCUGAACUGCAAGUAAAACCCAAGGGGAAAGAUUUUGUUUUCUUUAGGAAUGGCAUCCAAGAGGUAGAAUUUGAAUGUGACAUUAUUAAAUAAAAACAGAGCCAGGGUAUAACUAGGAAAAGGGUGUGUGUGUGUGUGUGUGUGGUGUGUGCGCGCGCGUGCGUGUGUGUGUGUCCUGCGUCAUCUCCCCCCGCCCCCGUAACUAUAUAACCAUUGCUGCGGGCCUUAAUUUUGGAAAGCAGCUUGCUACUUUAACCCCGUGGUAUAAAGUAUUAUCAAUUUUAGUCAAUUUGAAAAAUCCCAUCUACUGUAUUAUUGCUAAGUAUUUUGUUUGUACUAAGGGACAAUUUUAAGACCAUGGUUUUGCUUGUUUUUUUUUUUUUUUUUUUUUUUUUUUUUUACAUGUAUCGUAUGUUUCUGCAGGGGGUAAUGUUGGUGAUUUGCCAAAGAGAAGCAAUACAGUAGAUCUGCUUUUGCCUUCUGUUAUUUAUCUUACCUGCAGAUAUUAAGAAUGUAUGCAUUAUGUAAAAUGCUUGAUUAUAUAUUUUUGAGUUUUUUAAUUAAAGACUUGUAAAAAACCACUAUCA
This is a messenger RNA of Callorhinus ursinus (northern fur seal), 2620 nucleotides long. It is a transcript of the gene WSB1, whose product is annotated as WD repeat and SOCS box containing 1. Gene Ontology annotation, biological process: protein polyubiquitination; intracellular signal transduction. The record is from RefSeq and is a predicted model, not a curated record. NCBI's taxonomy places the organism in Eukaryota, Metazoa, Chordata, Mammalia, Carnivora, Otariidae. Gene Ontology annotation, molecular function: protein binding.